AUUAAUUAGAUAUCUUUUCUGUGUUGAAUCAUGGUUUCAGUGAACAAACCGACGGCACCACCAGCCCAUGGUGAAGCACCGCCAUCAGAAUAUGGGCAACCACCACCACCACCACCGCCGCCAACUGGCGUACCUAUGCAACCAUCUCCGUCGAUGCUGCAAGUGCAGGGCAACCUCCCUGGGCCUUGGUCCACUGGCCUUUGCGACUGCUUUUCUGAUGUUUCUAACUGUUGCAUAACAUGUUGGUGUCCCUGCAUUACAUUUGGACAGAUUGCUGAGAUUGUUGAUAGAGGAUCCACCUCUUGCGGAGCGAGUGGGGCAUUAUAUGCGCUGAUAUCGUACUUCACGGGAUGUGCGUGGAUAUACUCUUGCACCUACCGUUCGAAAAUGAGAAGCCAAUACAUGCUAGCGGAGGAUCCUUGUCCCGAUUUUCUUCUACACCUUUGUUGCGAGUCCUGCGCUUUGUGCCAAGAGUAUCGUGAGCUCCAACAUCGUGGCUUCGACAUGAAUCUUGGAUGGUUUGGAAAUGUUGACAAACAUAAUCAAGGAGUGACAAUGGCACCAUUUGUUCAAGGAGGAAUGAAUAGAUAAGUUGUAUUAUUUGGAUUCCAAUUAGCUGUCUUGUUUGUAUGUAUUUUUUCGUUUUAUUCAAUAAUUGUGUGGUGGAAAGAGCGGUUAUGAAGAUGGGUGCAUUUUAUUUUAUUUAUUUUAUUUUUUUAUUGAAUUGUAACGUGUGGUUUGAGUGUGAUUUGUGAUAAUAUAGUGGAUGUAAUAAGGUCAAGUUUUUAUUGUGAAUUUCAUAAUAAUG
Erythranthe guttata (spotted monkey flower) is the source of this 808-nucleotide messenger RNA. The record is from RefSeq and is a predicted model, not a curated record. Lineage: Eukaryota; Viridiplantae; Streptophyta; Magnoliopsida; Lamiales; Phrymaceae.